Ornithorhynchus anatinus (platypus) is the source of this 2124-nucleotide messenger RNA. It is a transcript of the gene KLHDC8A, whose product is annotated as kelch domain containing 8A. The transcript is spliced from 7 exons. Gene Ontology annotation, molecular function: protein binding. NCBI's taxonomy places the organism in Eukaryota, Metazoa, Chordata, Mammalia, Monotremata, Ornithorhynchidae. Bases 443 to 1495 code for a protein of 350 amino acids. The record is from RefSeq and is a predicted model, not a curated record.
AGAUGGAGACCCCUGUGAAUCUGACUGCCUCUUAUCUCAGGGAAAGAAGCAGAGAUUAAGGCUGUGGGAGAGGAAGCGUUUAGCGCGCUCAUCUCCAUUUCCCAGUUUGCUUCGGUUCCUUUCUUGGAACCUCCAGGGAGAGAGAGAGAGGGGUAGGGGGGUGUGUGUGUGUGUAUGUGUGUGUUUGUAUGAUGAAACACCAGUGUGUGUGUGUGUGAUGAAAUAUCAGAAAAAAGGAAGCAAGCCAGAGGAGGACAGCCAGAGCAGAAGCCAGCCUGAAAGAUUUCAGGUCGGGAGGAUCGAGGCCAGCUUGGGCCUUUGACGCUGCCUGCUUGCUGGAACAGGCCAAGUGGUGCACCGGAUGUGAAUGCUGCAGGAUUGAUGGAGCUCUGAGGGAAGAAGAAGGCAUCCCGGACCAGUGGGAGGCCCCGGAGAUCCCACCAUGGAAGUGCCCAGCAUUAAAGACUUCCACUGGAAGACCCUCGCCCCCCUCCCCAGCCGGAGGGUCUACUCCUCCCUCGUCGAGGCCGGGGGAAAAGUGUACGCCAUUGGGGGUUGCGAUGACAAUGGGUACCCCAUAGACUGUUUUGAAGUCUACUCUCCCGAGGCAGAUCAGUGGACUGCCCUGCCCCCUAUGCCCACAGCCCGGGCUGGGGUGGCUGUCACAGCUCUGGGGAAACGGAUCAUGGUGAUAGGGGGGGUGGGGGCCAACCAGCUGCCCCUGAGGAUCGUGGAGAUGUACAACAUCGAUGAAGGCAAAUGGAAGAAGAGGAGCCUGCUGCGGGAAGCUGCCAUGGGCAUCUCAGUCACUGCCAAAGAUUACCGUGUGUACGCAGCCGGUGGGAUGGGACUGGAUCUCCGUCCACAUAACUACCUGCAGCACUAUGACAUGCUCAAAGACAUGUGGGUGUCUCUGGCGCCCAUGCCCACGCCGAGGUAUGCUGCCACCUCCUUCCUCCGUGGAACCAAGAUCUAUGUGCUGGGGGGAAGACAGUCAAAAUAUGCUGUGAAUGCUUUUGAAGUCUUUGACAUCGAGACUCGUUCCUGGACCAAGUUUCCCAAUAUCCCUUGCAAGAGGGCCUUCUCCAGUUUCGUCACUCUCGACAACCACCUAUAUAGCCUGGGAGGCCUGAGGCAGGGAAGGCUCUACCGACAGCCCAAGUUCAUGAAGACAGUGGAUGUGUUUGACAUGGAACAGGGAGGCUGGAUGAAGAUGGAACGCUCCUUCUUCCUAAAGAAGCGUAGAGCGGACUUUGUGGCCGGCUCCCUGAAAGGAAGAGUCAUCGUGGCUGGGGGGCUAGGCAACCAACCUACGGUCCUGGAGACGGCAGAAGCAUUCCACCCUGGCAAGAACAAGUGGGAGAGCCUGCCAGCCAUGCCCACCCCACGCUGCGCCUGCUCCAGCAUCGUCAUCAAGGACUGCCUCCUGGCAGUGGGAGGGGUGAACCAGGGCCUGAGCGAUGCCGUGGAAGCCCUGUGCCUCUCGGACUCCUAGCCGGGCCUCGCCACAGGCCCCCGGUCCUCCCCCUCCUUCUGCAUCUGCCCCCUCGACUCCCUUGAGACAGUUCUCCUGCUGUUCAGUCUGCCUCUGGGGGAGGCUCAGCCCUGGAGAGCUGGGCAUUGCUGCCCUCCUUCCCUCCUUCCCAGAGCGUGGGCAGGGUCCUGGCCCCGUUGACCCAAAGGAAUCUCUUCCCCUGGCCUCUUCCUGGCCCUGAGGUCCCCUCCUCCUCUUCUCCCCAUCCUAUUGCCAGCCUAAGACCCCUCUUUUUCGUCACCUCUGGGAGCAGAGCUUGGAAAUGACCGCAGCCAAAUCUGGGGAGAGGGUGGUCUCCUCGGGCAGGGGAGAGAGCAUCUCUGCCAGUUCUGGGUCACUCUUACCAGAGAGUGGCCCAGCCUCUUUCAAGCUCUUGUCACCCUAAUCAGAACCUCCAAACCAGCUUCCGGGGUUCAUUAUCCAUGCUCCCUGCCCUCUCGUCCACCUCUCACCCACCAGAGGGGCUCUGUGAGGGUGUGGAUUUGGGGUGGAAAGUUUCCAUUUACACUGUGGCUUCAGAAUCCUCUCUGGAUGGAUUUAUUGCACUCUGGUUACUAGCAGCAGCACAAUUAAUAAAAUCUAUAUUCCUA